This is a messenger RNA of Colletotrichum navitas, 1899 nucleotides long. RefSeq lists its product as uncharacterized. NCBI's taxonomy places the organism in Eukaryota, Fungi, Ascomycota, Sordariomycetes, Glomerellales, Glomerellaceae. The transcript has 2 exons. The coding region runs from base 250 to 1725 and encodes 491 amino acids. The record is from RefSeq and is a predicted model, not a curated record.
CAUGGCGAAGCAAUGGGCCAAUUAUCCGAUAGACUGUCAGACCACACGUUUUCAAUGCAUUCCUACAAACGCCAUGCAGGAGCUGGGUCUGCCUCACGAGGGGCUAUGCUAUUCCGGUAGCCUUGACUGAAAUGGAAUUUUGAAGAGUGCGAGCGAAGUACAAGAUACCGGGCGAUCCAAGUUUUGGCCUUUCCUUGUGUGAGGGUUGCACCAUUGUAGUGUCAAGAUUUUAUUCUACGACCAUCAGCCAUGGCGUCAGAUACGCAAACCAAGACCUGUCUCGACAUAGCUGUCGACCACCGUAUUAGAAAACUGCUCAAACCUGUCCCGAGAUACACGACGGAUUCCUCCCCACAUGUCUCCCGCCUGGAGCAAGAGGGCCGGUCGUUGCGAUUGCCACGCGCCGAGAUCCAAGUCACAGCGCAGCUAGCGGGCCCGCCUGUAAAAGGCGGCAUCGUCGUCAUGCUGCAGCAGCCCCGGCACAACCACCCGUUCGAAGAGGGCCUCGGCGCCGUCAUUGACAGCUGCGAAACGCUCCGUGCCCUUGAAGACAUAUUCACUGUGGUCUCCUGCGGGACCCUGGAUUUUCGGGAGGACAUCGCCGUCGUCGAUCUGCUCCCAUAUGUUUCGGGAGACCCAAGGGAUGUCGACAACACGAGGUUGAGGAACGCCUUUCUCUUAUCAACUGCGACUAUCUACGACAAGAGUCCCGACGUUCUGCUCUGCGCGGGCAAGAUCAUGAUGCCCUUGGCAAGAGCAAAGGCUGUCAAGGGCAGUUCUUACAUGUUGGAGAAUAUCGGGAUCGGGGAGCAAUUCAGAGCUGGGUCGAAGUGGCCAGAUAAGGCGAGGUUUCGGCCCGAAGGCCAGCGUGCGUUUGUUGCCGUUCCCAAAGUCAAUGGGUUUCACCCGAGCCACGCGAUGAACUAUCACUCUCACGUCAGUCAUCUCAGGCAGCUUCUGAUUCUGAUUGGCGCCGAAGCCUGCGGCAUGUAUCGGAGUGACUGGGAGAACAGUAUAUGGAUGGACGAGUUGAGGCUUCGUUGCAAGGAGUAUACCUCGCGCACAGUUGCACGGUCUACCAGAUCUCCCACGCCAAUGAGCCCUGGUAGAGACGAGACUAGGCGCAGCAGCACGAAAUACAUACCAGAGUAUCAAGAGCUCUACUCGAAGACCCUGGUCGACAUAAGGAUGUGCGUCAGCCGUCUCAUUCCCACCGACCAGGGCUACGAGGUCUUGCUCAACAGCGGUCUAAGCGAGAAAUGCAAUGACGCCAGUCUUAUGCUGCGCCAGAUGCAUCGCCUCCAGGAAAGGGGUUGGCCCGAAUCCGUAGCGUGGAAGAACGAGGCUGCCCUCGAGCAAGUGGCGGCCGACACUUAUCAGUUCGCCACCGACACUUACCACUUCGUCAAAACACCCGCAAGCAAAGCCGCAAGGCUGCCCAUCGAAACGCCGCUCGCCAGAGCGCUCCGAGAAAACCUCGAUCUCAUAUUUGCGCGUGCCACGGUGGUGCAGCGUCGCAAAGAGUAUGACUUUAGCUUGAAGGACGCAGCCAAUGACUUCCUCGAUCUGGCAGUCGAAAUCGAGACGCUGUUGCUGAAUCUUUUGCAGAAGAAGGAGGCGGCGCUUAACGCACAGGGCCUGGAAGACGUGCUUUCAGAGAAGCUCAGCGGGUUGACCCUUGCGCCGGUAGCUACUCGGGUGGCUGUGAGAGAUUCACGCUCGUAGCAGUUCAGUGUUGAGUCGUUGGGUUUGUGUGUUGGGGAUACUGCUUUUAUGACGUCUGUACAAUUUUUGUGGAUAUUAAACGUCAUGUUCCAAAAUGGGCUUCAUCACAAAGAGACAGAGCCCGUGCUAAGAUUUCAGUAGCAAUGAUUCAGCUGUAAGAACGUUUUAAAGUCA